Messenger RNA from Girardinichthys multiradiatus, 1457 nucleotides. RefSeq names its product electron transfer flavoprotein subunit alpha (gene etfa). Bases 25 to 1119 code for a protein of 364 amino acids. The record is from RefSeq and is a predicted model, not a curated record. NCBI's taxonomy places the organism in Eukaryota, Metazoa, Chordata, Actinopteri, Cyprinodontiformes, Goodeidae. Gene Ontology annotation, cellular component: mitochondrion. Gene Ontology annotation, molecular function: flavin adenine dinucleotide binding; electron transfer activity. The transcript is spliced from 12 exons.
GAGACGUCAAAUGAAUAUCUCGGUAUGUAUCGCGAGAUUUCCUUGCAAACGUCCUUGCAUAAAGUUCACAAGCAGGUAUCCCUUCGCUGCAGCAACAAGAGACGCCAGGAGUCCAUUAUGAACAGAGUUUUAAACAAAUCAUCCUUGAGGAAUCUGACUGGUCUCCUCCAGAGGUUUCAGAGCACCUUAGUCGUCGCAGAACACAACAAUGACAAACUGACCCCCAUUACUCUCAAUGCCAUCACUGCUGCUGGUAAACUGGGCGGAGAUGUGUCUUGUCUGGUCGCGGGAACGAACUGUGCAAAGGUUGUGGAGGAAAUCAGCAAAAUACUGGGAGUGAAGAAGAUUCUAGUGGCCCAACAUGAGUCUUACAAAGGCGCCUUGCCGGAGGAGUUGACUCCCCUUAUCCUGGAAACACAAAAGCAGUUCAGCUUUACUCACAUCUGUGCUGGUGCAUCUGCUUUUGGAAAGAAUCUGCUUCCCAGAGUCGCUGCCAAGUUGGAUGUUGCACCAGUUUCUGAUAUUAUUGAGAUCAAAUCUCCAGAUACUUUUGUCAGGACCAUCUAUGCAGGAAACGCCCUCAGCACCGUGAAAUGUAACGAGCCAGUCAAGGUCUUCACUGUCAGAGGAACAGCAUUUGAAGCGGCUUCAGUGGAGGGAGGAAGUGCUGCUUCAGAAGAAGUGGUUUCACCUGCUCCUACUGGAGUUUCUGAGUGGCUCGAACAAAAUCUGACAAAGAGUGACCGUCCAGAGCUGACGGGUGCAAAGGUCGUGGUGUCAGGAGGAAGAGGAUUGAAGAGCGGAGAAAACUUCAAACUGCUUUACGAUCUUGCUGACAGAUUGAACGCUGCUGUUGGUGCAUCCAGAGCUGCUGUGGAUGCUGGGUUCGUCCCUAAUGACAUGCAAGUUGGACAGACGGGCAAGAUUGUAGCACCGGAACUGUACAUUGCAGUUGGGAUCUCUGGAGCUAUCCAACACCUGGCUGGAAUGAAAGAUAGCAAGACUAUUGUGGCCAUCAACAAAGAUCCUGAAGCUCCCAUUUUCCAGGUAGCUGACUAUGGCCUUGUGGCAGAUCUUUUUAAGGCCGUUCCUGAGAUGACAGAAGCACUGAGCAAGUGAGGGGACGCUUCAUCGCACAGGUGUAAAUAAAAAGGCGACCACAGGAAACAGUCACUGCCUUAACAAGAUGUUGGUGUGCCACAACAUCUCAUACUUUAAUCCCAGUUUUUAUGUAGACAGCAGAUGUCAGACGAUUCAUGGAUAACCUGUACUUAGAUGUUUUUGCUUUCUGUAGUACAUGUAAAUUGUAUUUAAAGAGCUGGAACCGUAAGCACCUCUUUUGGGAUGCCUGACUUUUUACAUGUAAGAUCUUCACAUUGACUCAAAGGAAAUAUGUACAGUAAGUAAAGAGAUGAUCUUGGAAAACAGUGUAUUAAACACAUGGCUCAAAACCUUCA